AGAAGUUAGAAAGGUAGCGAUAAAAACAAAACAAGAAAUCCUUUCGUAUCAUUUUAAUGUCAAAUUAUCCGUUUGAGUGUAAACAGGGUGACCUUGUUUACACUUCAAGGUUUAAAUUACCACGUGCUAUUAAUUUUGAAGUGGAAUUGGUUUGUAGUAAAGUGGCGGUAGAGAGUAGCUAUCUAGUUUGUUUAUCUCUCUAUCACAUCGAUUUGUAUCAGAAGAGCUGAAUUUGAACGAAGGGACUGAUCGUAGCUUUUUAAAAUAUCAGCAUGGCUACUUCUCGUUUAUCCAAAAGGUUCUAUCGCCCUGAAAGCAAUGAAGAUACAGUUUUAGAUAGAGGAGCUACUGCAGAAGCUGAAAAUCGAUGGGUAUUUGAAAUUUCUUGGGAAGUUGUUAAUAAAGUUGGAGGAAUUUAUACUGUUAUCAGAUCAAAAGCAGCUGUGAGUGUUGAAGAAUUAGGAGAUCAGUAUUGCCUUCUUGGCCCGUACAAUGAUGGGCUUGUUAAAACUGAAGUCGAAGUUAUGGAUCCACCCGAAGCUGUUUAUCAAAAUGCUAUUCAAGCAUUAAGGCAGUGUGGUAUAAAGGUAGUUUAUGGAAGAUGGUUGAUAGAUGGAUACCCUCGGGUAAUUCUUUUUGAUAUAAGUUCUGCAGCAUGGAAAUUAGAUGAAUGGAAAAGAGAUCUCUGGAACACAGCCAACAUUGGAGUACCCUGGCAUGAUAGAGAAUCUAAUGAUGCUAUAAUAUUUGGAUACUUAGUCGCUUGGUUCCUUGAUGAAUUUUACAAACAAGUUGAACUGGAAAGAGGAACUCCUUAUGUAGUUGCAUCCUUUCACGAAUGGCUGGCAGGAAUAGGUCUCAUACUGUGUCGAACUAGACAUCUUGAUAUAGCCACAGUUUUUACCACUCAUGCUACUUUAUUAGGAAGAUAUUUAUGUGCUGCAAAUUUAGACUUCUAUAAUAAUUUAGAUAAGUUUAAUCUAGAUAAAGAAGCUGGGGAUAGGUCUAUCUAUCACAGAUACUGCAUGGAACGAGCUGCUGCACAUAGUUCUCAUGUUUUUACCACUGUUUCAGAAAUCACAUCUAUAGAAUCUGAACAUUUGUUAAAGCGAAAACCAGAUGUAAUCACUCCUAAUGGUUUGAAUGUAAAAAAGUUUAGUGCCAUUCAUGAAUUUCAAAAUCUGCAUGCUCUUGCUAAGGAAAAAAUUCAUGAUUUUGUUAGAGGUCAUUUUUAUGGGCACUAUGAUUUUGAUCUAGAUAAAACUAUUUAUCUCUUUAUUGCUGGUCGUUAUGAAUUUUCAAAUAAAGGAGCAGAUUUAUUUAUAGAAGCUUUAGCCCGUUUAAAUCAUUUUCUAAAAUCAGCUCAGAGUGAUAUGACUGUUAUGGCCUUUUUAAUAUUUCCUGCCCGCACCAACAAUUUCAAUGUUGAAUCACUCCGAGGACAAGCUAUUGCUAAACAGCUUCGUGACACUGUUCAUGAUGUGCAGUCAAAAAUAGGAAAAAGAAUGUUUGAAAUUUGUUUGGGUGGAAGAUUACCAAAAAAUGAAGAAUUAAUGACUAAUGAGGAUAUAGUGAAAAUGAAACGAUGCAUUUAUGCUUCCCAGAGAACCAGUCUUCCACCUGUUUGUACCCAUAAUAUGAUAGAUGAUGGCAAUGACCCUGUUCUAAACCAUGUCCGUAGGUGUUGCCUAUUUAAUAACAGAGAAGAUCGCGUCAAAGUAAUCUUUCAUCCUGAAUUUUUAUCAUCAACCAAUCCAUUAUUCAGCAUGGAUUAUGAAGAAUUUGUUAGAGGAUGUCAUAUCGGAGUAUUCCCUUCUUAUUAUGAGCCUUGGGGUUACACUCCUGCUGAAUGCACUGUGAUGGGUAUACCUAGUAUAACUACUAAUUUGUCAGGAUUUGGAUGUUUCAUAGCAGAACAUGUUGCUGAUCCUAUGUCAUAUGGUACAUAUAUUGUAGAUAGGAGAUUCAAAAGUCCUGAAGAAUCAGUACAACAGCUAGCUCAGUAUUUGUUCGACUUCACUUGUCUUUCAAGACGUCAAAGGAUUAUUCAGCGUAAUAGAACUGAAAGAUUGAGUGAUCUACUUGACUGGAAGAACUUAGGAGUUUAUUAUAGACAAGCUAGACAGAUGGCUUUACAUAAAAUGCAUCCUGAAGGCACUGAUCCUGAAGAUGACAUGAGAGGUACACUACAAAUGAAGUAUCCUAGACCUAUGUCUGAGCCUCCUUCGCCUACUAGCUCUCGUGCCUCAACUCCAGCUCCAUCAGAACAUGGAAGUGACGAUGAGGAAGAUCACUCGUCUGAAGAACACGAACAUGAAAGCUGAAAGUUUUAUUUACUUAUGUCUAAAAUUCUGCUGACUUUUAAGAAAGGUAAUUGUUUUCACGACUGCUUUAUACUUUUUUUUUUUUGACAAUUGUGAAAAAAAAUCAGAUAAGUUCAUCCGUUGAUUUCUUUUUUGUUCUAAUUAUACCUGUGAUGUAAUUCAAAAGGAAACUAUUUUUAUCAUGUUUUGUUGUUAAAUAUUUAUGUCAUUAAAAAUCAUAAAUGGUGCUGUUGAAAAAAUAAUUUUUUUGAUUUUAAUCUGACGUAUUUUGUUAAUUAAGAAAAAGCGAUAUUCUGUUUUUAUAUAUGUUGCAUAUAUAUGGCAUAUUUUCGUCCAUCUAUAAUACUGUCAUGUUAAUGAUACAUCAAAAAUGCUUAUCGGUCAAUUGCCAAAAUGACAGAUUUGUAUUUUUAGCAAGAUUCUGAGGAUGUUUGAAUGAAAUAAAAUUUUGAAAGGUCACUUUUUAAAGCCUCUUGAUAUAGCUAUAAUCACUACAUUUGAUAUAAUUGUAACACAGACACACUUUGACCAUUUUAUGUACACAAUCUUUACGAUUAUUAUAGAUGAUUGAGUAAAAAGAUGAUCCUUAAUAAAACAACAAUAUUUAGUAUUGUGCCCUGUAACAUUGAUGAAAUAAUAAAACUUUAUGUGAAGACAUAUGCAUAUUCACAUUUGUUUCACUGAUUAAUUAUAUUCAUUAAAUAAUAUUAACUAUGUACUUAUAAAAUCUUAACAAGAUUAGUAUCUCAACGAUGUUAAAGAGUCAAUACUUUUGUCAGUUAUAAAGAAAUCCUGAAUCAAUUGAUUGAAAAAAAUUUAAUAUAGCUGGGGAAAAAAAUCCGAAAAUUAAUAUUUAUAUUUAAUUGAUAAUAAUCAUUUCAAAUGUGUGACAUUUCCAAACUAUGUUCUAUUGUUUUAAUUUUGUCUUUCUGAAUUUGCCAUAUUGUUUACUAAAAUGAAUUUAUUUUGUUUUAUGUGCAAUGAAUUAAAGUGUUGAGUGAUAGCAAUCAUUUUAGGCUACUCAGCAAUGUAGUUUACUUGAAUGUUAAGACUAUCAACUUACAUAAAUUCUUAUUAUUUUAUUUGUUCAAGUGUAUGUGCCAUAUAUGUUUACAAAAAUAGCAUAUUUUUAAUAAAUUGUAUACAUUGUAAGUGUCAAAAAUAAAGUUUACAUUUUGAUUUGCA
Messenger RNA from Parasteatoda tepidariorum (common house spider), 3509 nucleotides. RefSeq names its product glycogen [starch] synthase (gene Glys). Gene Ontology annotation, molecular function: alpha-1,4-glucan glucosyltransferase (UDP-glucose donor) activity. Gene Ontology annotation, cellular component: cytoplasm. Gene Ontology annotation, biological process: glycogen biosynthetic process. The record is from RefSeq and is a predicted model, not a curated record. Lineage: Eukaryota; Metazoa; Arthropoda; Arachnida; Araneae; Theridiidae.